AUGAUGAGGAGAACAAGUCAACAACAACGUUUAUUAUUGGUCCUAACAGCUUGCAACAAUUGUUUCGGAAAGAAAACGUGGUUGUUGGUUGAGCAGCAACAGCAGAAGCAUCUUGAUUCUUCUUCUUCCAUAGUUCUUCUUAUGAAUUCAUUUAAUACUCCAAAACUCUCCUAUCAUACCAACAACAAUCCGAUGAACAAUACAACAUCAGUCAAUCACCAACAGCAACAACAUGAAGGAAUGAAUGGAUUCAACACCAAUAAUCAUCAUCACCACUACGACAUCAAGAAUCAUCCAACGACUACAAACAUCUCUGAUCCACAACAAGUGAGAGUAUCACAAGAAGAACACAAAGAGCAUCAACCAUUCAUUUCGCAACUGAUCCUUGGUGGUGCAAGUGGAUUUGUUGGAAAGCAAUUGCUCAAACAUAUUCUUUCUCCCAAUUCCCAGAAAAUUAAGGUUCCUUUUUCGGAUCAAUUAUCAAAAUUGUCACAAGUUACAGUUUUAUCAAGAAGACCAGAUGAAACGAGACAAAUUUUGGAACAACAAUGCCCUUUUCAUAACUGGGAACGAAAAGAAUCGAUUCAAGUUCAAAUUAAGGAUUGGAAAGAUUUGAAUCAAGUCACAACAGAAAAAGAUCCAUUAUUUCUCUUCAAACAUCAAGUGUGUGACAUUCGAGAAACAUUUGACUCUUCUAACAAAAAAGUAGCUGCUGUGAAUUUGAGUGGAGCAUCUGUGGGAGAAAAGAAAUGGACACCCGAAUACAAGCAGGAAAUUAUCUCAUCACGAGUGGAGUCGACACAACAUUUAAUGCAACAUCUGAAUAGUUUUGGUGAUUCUGCGAGCGUCUUUAUUGGAACAAGUGCCGUCGGAUACUAUCCUUCUAUUCCUGAUCUAUCUCCUCAUGCUCAAAUUUAUACUGAAUACAAUUGCCCACAAGCAGCAGAUAAUCCAUUGGGAGAGGUCACCAAAGCAGUCGAAGACACAAUUUCACAAACCAAUUUUGAGAAUAUCAAAAAGAGAAUAAUAUUGAGACCAGGAGCUGUGAUUGGAAAGAAUGGAGGCAUGUUGAGUCAUAUGAUUAUACCUUACUUGGGAUUUUCAUUACCCGUUGUGUUUGGAACAGGUCUACAACCAUUAAGUUGUGUUCACAUUUCAGAUCUCAGCAAUAUGUAUAUUCAUGCACUUUACACAAAUUUCAAUAACUAUUACCAAGCACUUCAGGGAAGGACUACAUCAAGCAACGGCACCAACGUCACAUCUAACCACGAAUCAGCAGUAAUUGUAUACAAUGCAGUCAUGCAAGACAUGAUCACCUUUCAACAAUUUGUUUCCUAUCUCAAUGCAAAAACAAAUUUAUUCUAUUUACCAUUAAUUCCAAUGUCCUAUCGUUUAGCGAAAAUAAUAUUUGGAAAGGAACGAGCUCAAUUAUUGUGUGAAGGACAAUAUGUGUCACCCACUCGAUUCAUGCAAGAAAAUUUUCAAUUCAAUUAUCCCAAUCUCCAUUCUGUUGUUGAUGAAGUUGUAUCCAAGUAG
Molecule: messenger RNA, 1536 nt
Organism: Naegleria fowleri
Lineage: Eukaryota; Heterolobosea; Eutetramitea; Acrasida; Naegleriidae
Exons: 3
Coding region: 1-1536 (511 amino acids)
Source: RefSeq, a predicted model, not a curated record